This is a messenger RNA of Sus scrofa (pig), 4511 nucleotides long. RefSeq names its product progesterone receptor (gene PGR). Lineage: Eukaryota; Metazoa; Chordata; Mammalia; Artiodactyla; Suidae. Gene Ontology annotation, cellular component: nucleus. Gene Ontology annotation, molecular function: steroid binding; sequence-specific DNA binding; zinc ion binding. The record is from RefSeq and is marked provisional. Gene Ontology annotation, biological process: steroid hormone receptor signaling pathway; regulation of DNA-templated transcription.
UCUUCUUCCAGGGAAAAAUCUUUACAAAAUUGAAAUCUUGAAAAUUCAGCUUCUGAUAGAAUCCAUUCGCUUUUCCAGUUAGACUGGGCAUAAUUCUUAAUUGGUAGUACACAAUCUAAUAUGCUUACGAAGUUCCAUCCUCACAGUACCUGUUUUUUAGACUAGCGGUUGGGAAUACUAACUCCAGAAUUUCAGAUCUGGUCCAUAAUUGGGGCAGGGAGGGGCUUUGGGCGGAGCCUCCGGAUAGGGAGGAGGCAUUGUUAGAAAGCUGUGGGGCUAGUCUACUGGCUGUCACUACUCUAGUUAAGCCUUUGUAUUUGAAUGUGCGAGGAGGGUCUGCUGUGUUAGCAGCAUUUUCAGUGAGAACUAGUCUCACUUGGCAUUUGAGUGGAAUCUGCACCUACAGGCGUUUCGUCCCUCCGGACUGCUAAGAAAUGUGAGGGCUGCGGAGAUGACUGUCGCCAGCUAUAGGGAACCGGGAGGUAUAAGACUGUUCAGGGAAUGGGCUGUGCCGAGAGGCCAAAAUAGCCCCAGGGUUUUAGGGAGACGGGAAAUGUAACACAGGCAGGGACUGGCAGCAACAGGGCAUUGAAGCCGGAGAAAAAGUCGGGAGAUAGAGCCGCCAGUAAUUGCUUUCGAAGCCGCCGCCACUCGAGUGCUGACUUGUGAGUACUCUGCGUCUCCUGUCCUCAGACUGAAGUCGGGGAACUCUCUUGGAGAACUCUCCCAGUUAGGAAACGAGAUCCCUACAACUACCUUCGCCGGCUCUCCCCACCUGCCUCAAGGACGUAACAACUAUCACCCAUCUCCUGCCUACCAGACGCUGGGCAAGGGCAGGAGCUGACAGGUGCCGCCCCCUUCCGACCCAGGAGGUGGAGAUUUCACCCCCCUCUCCACCGUCCCGUCCAGCCAAAUUCAACACCUAUUUUCUCCUCCCGCUGCCCCUAUAUUCCGACACCCCCUCAUCCUUCCCCUAUCCCUCCUCCCCAGAGACAGGGGAGGAGAAAAGGGGAGUCCAGGUCGUCAUGACUGAGCUGAAGGCAAAGGAUCCCCGGGCUCCCCACGUGGCGGGCAGAGCGCCCUCCCCCACCCAGCUCGGGACGCUGGGACGCCCAGACACAGGCCCCUUUCAGGCGAGCCAGACCUCGGAAGCGUCGCCCGCAGCCUCGGCCAUACCCCUCUCCCUGGACGGGCUACUCUUCCCUGGGCCCUGCCAGGGACAGGAACCAGACGGGAAGACGCAGGACCAGCAGUCGCUGUCAGACGUGGAGGGGGCGUAUCCCAGAGUUGAAGCUACAGAGGGUGCUGGAGGUGGCAGCUCUAGACCCUCGGAAAAAGACACCGGGCUGCUGGACAGUGUCUUGGACACGCUACUAGCGCCCUCAGGUCCCGGGCAGAGCCACGCCAGCCCUCCCGCCUGCGAAGCCACCAGCCCUUGGUGCUUGUUUGGCUCUGAGCUUCCCCAGGACGCUCGGGUUGCCCCUUCCACCCAGGGAGUAUUGCCCCUGCUCAUGAGCCGGCCAGAGGGCAAGGCUGGCGACAGCUCCGGGACGGCAGCCGCCCAUAAAGUGCUAUCCAGGGGUCUGGCACCGUCCCGGCAGCUGCUGCCCUCGACUGCCGGGAGCCAUCACUGGCCGGCGGCCGCAGUGAAGCCCUCUCCGCAGCCCGCCGUGGUGGAGGUGGAGGAGGAGGAUGACUCCGAGUCCGAGGGCUCCAUGGUUCCACUUCUGAAGGGUAAACCCCGGCCUGCAGGAGGCACGGCUGCCGGAACAGGAACCCCGACCGGUGCUCCUGGGACGGCCGCAGGAGGCGUCGCCCUGGUCCCCAAGGAAGAUGCCCGCUUCUCGGCGCCCAGGGGCGCCCUGGCGGAGCACGAUGCGUCAGGGGCGCCCGGGCGCUCCCCUCUGGCCACUACGGUGAUGGAUUUUAUCCACGUGCCCAUCCUGCCGCUCAACACGGCCUUUCUGGCCGCCCGCACCCGGCAACUGCUAGAGGGGGAUAACUAUGACGGCGGGGCCCCGGCUGUCAGCGCCUUUGCACCGCCGCGGGGCUCGCCCUCGGCCCCGUCCGCCUCCGUCACCGCCGGCGACUUCCCCGACUGCGCGUACUCUGCAGACGACGAGCCCAAGGACGACGCAUUCCCGCUCUAUGGCGACUUCCAGCCGCCCGCCCUGAAGAUCAAGGAAGAGGAGGAAGGCGCCGAGGCCGCCGCGCGCUCUCCGCGGUCGUACCUGGUGGCGGGUGCCAACCCUGCCGUCUUCCCGGAUUUUCCGCUGGCGCCGCCGUCGCUGCCUCCGCGAGCGUCGUCCAGACCUGGGGAAGCCUCGGCGGCGGUCGCACCCACCAGUGCCUCGGUAUCGUCGGCGUCCUCGUCGGGGUCGGCCUUGGAGUGCAUGUUGUAUAAGGCGGAGGGCGCGCCGCCCCAACAGGGCCCGUUCCCGCCUCCGCCCUGCAAGCCGCCGAGCGCCGGCGCCUGCCUGCUGCCGCGGGACAGCCUGCCGUCCACCUCGGCCUCCGCCGCCGCCGCCGCCGCCGCCGCCGCCGGGGCGGCUCCUGCGCUCUACCAGCCGCUUGGCCUUAACGGGCUCCCGCAGCUCGGCUACCAGGCCGCGGUACUCAAGGAGGGCCUGCCGCAGGUGUACCAGCCCUAUCUCAACUACCUGAGGCCGGAUUCAGAAGCCAGCCAGAGCCCACAGUACAGCUUCGAGUCAUUACCUCAGAAGAUUUGUUUAAUCUGUGGGGAUGAAGCAUCAGGCUGUCAUUAUGGUGUCCUUACCUGUGGGAGCUGUAAGGUCUUCUUUAAAAGGGCAAUGGAAGGGCAGCACAACUACUUAUGUGCUGGAAGAAACGACUGCAUUGUUGAUAAAAUCCGCAGAAAAAACUGCCCAGCUUGUCGCCUUAGAAAGUGCUGUCAGGCUGGCAUGGUCCUUGGAGGUCGAAAGUUUAAAAAGUUCAAUAAAGUUAGAGUUAUGAGAGCACUAGAUGCCGUUGCUCUCCCACAGUCGGGGGGCAUUCCAAAUGAAAGUCAGGCCCUAAGCCAGAGAAUCACUUUUUCACCAAAUCAAGACUUACAGCUGAUCCCCCCGUUGAUCAACUUGCUCAUGAGCAUUGAACCAGAUGUGGUCUAUGCAGGACAUGACAACACCAAACCCGACACUUCGAGUUCUUUGCUGACAAGUCUGAAUCAGCUGGGUGAAAGACAACUUCUUUCAGUAGUCAAGUGGUCUAAGUCACUGCCAGGUUUUCGAAACUUACAUAUUGAUGACCAAAUAACUCUCAUCCAGUAUUCCUGGAUGAGCUUAAUGGUAUUUGGACUAGGAUGGAGAUCCUAUAAACAUGUCAGUGGACAGAUGCUUUAUUUUGCACCUGAUCUAAUACUAAAUGAACAGCGGAUGAAGGAAUCAUCAUUCUAUUCAUUAUGCCUUACCAUGUGGCAGAUCCCACAGGAGUUUGUGAAGCUUCAAGUUAGCCAAGAAGAGUUUCUCUGUAUGAAAGUAUUGCUACUUCUUAAUACAAUUCCUUUGGAAGGACUAAGAAGUCAAAACCAGUUUGAAGAGAUGAGAUCAAGCUACAUUAGAGAGCUCAUCAAGGCAAUUGGUUUGAGACAAAAAGGAGUCGUCCCUAGCUCACAGCGUUUCUACCAGCUUACAAAACUUCUUGAUAACUUGCAUGAUCUUGUCAAACAACUUCAUCUGUACUGCUUGAAUACAUUUAUCCAGUCCCGGGCACUGAGUGUUGAAUUUCCAGAAAUGAUGUCUGAGGUUAUUGCUGCACAAUUACCCAAGAUCUUGGCAGGGAUGGUGAAACCUCUUCUCUUUCAUAAAAAGUGAAUGCCAUUUUUAUCUUUAAAAAAUUAAACUUUGUGGUAUAUCUGUUUUCGUUUUUGUCAGGGUUAUGAGGUCUUGAGUUUUUAUAAUGUUCUCAAAGCCCUACAUUUAUAACAUAUUGUACUGUGUAAAUUUCAGAGGAAAAAUGUGAGGGUGAAUUGGAUUUGCUUUAUAAAGCAUUAUUUGAAUUUUUAGUGUUUUUGCGUACCCAUAUUUUCUUUAAGAGUUUACACGAUUGAAAAAGUACUAAGUUGAUUGUUAAAGUUAAUCCUAUCCGUAUCAUUUCAUACCAUUUAGGUGAGAUUUUUAACUUUCACAGCUAACAGAUCCUCUACUUUAGAGGAAAAAAAUCUUACACAUAAAAAUAAAAAGCUAUUAUAUAUGUUCCUUCUAUGUAGCUCCCUUUGUCUCCCUGAUUAUAUUUACAAAACUGAAACUUUAAAAUGGUAUGCAAAACUUGUCUAUAUGAGUGUACAUACAUUUUUUUGUGAGAAGGAUAUUUAUAAUCUUAAUCAGUUUUUCCGAAGGGUUUUUAAUGCAAAAAUAUAUAUAUACAGAAAAAGAGUUAACAAUUCUUUAAUUAGAUGAUACUCCUCAAACUAGGAAAACCAGCUUAUAUGUUAAGACUGUUUCCCAGAUGGGAAACACAAAUCUCUAGGGAAGUUAUUAAGUAGAGCCAUAGCA